Molecule: messenger RNA, 1676 nt
Organism: Desarmillaria tabescens
Lineage: Eukaryota; Fungi; Basidiomycota; Agaricomycetes; Agaricales; Physalacriaceae
Exons: 7
Coding region: 371-1591 (406 amino acids)
Source: RefSeq, a predicted model, not a curated record
GAAAGACAUCGUUAACGUUACGAAGCAUGGCCAGCGCUAAAGCGCUAAAUGUUGAGUCCCGAUUGGCUUGAUUAUUCUCGGCAUUUCCCGUCGUCAUCCUCGUCCCGUAAUCUUGUUCCUGCAUGGGAUUUCUUUCAUGUAAUGGUGAGGAAGCUGAAUGUUCUGAUGUUUUUGAAACGAUCAGAAGCCCUUUCAAGUGAAAUCCCACUUUCUUCCACUCUUUUCACAGGAAACGUGCUGUACAUAUCUCAACUUCGGGUCGACUUCACCAAAAAAAACACUUUUUGAAGGUGAUCCGCAAAUUUUUGUAAUGACAAAUUGGUAUUCAAGCCGCCAUUUCUAUUGCGGUCCCCUUGCGUGCCCUUGAAGAAUGCCCCUCCUCACCUUCCUUCGAAGUUAUCGCCAAUCGGUUGCGCAUACCAGUCGAGCUAAUCUCGCUCAGUCAACUGAGAUAGUCCGCUGCUGUCGUACUAUCAUUCAAGAAGUACAUUCAACGGAAUUUUUUGCUGACAAGAAUUAUGGCUCAGUCCAGAGGGUUCUAAUCCAGGCACAGAAAACGCUGGAAGCAGCAAGUGCCAAUUCAGGCGUCUGUGAGGCGUUCAAGGAAGCCACAAGCUCCAUCCUCGAAGUGAGUCAAAUCUUGCAGCUCGAUGAAGGCCUUCUUGGUAACAUUGAAGAACGUAUGAACAACGCAAAAAAUAAGGAUAAGCAUGUUGAAGGUCAGAAAUCUUUGCGCUUACACAAACACCUAAAACGUUUGGCAUGCUCCUCAGCUGAUAAAUCUCCGUCAAUGAACAUUGACAUCAGAGUACGGAAGGAUAUCGACGAUGAGUCUAAGCAAGAGAUUAUCGAAGUCCGAGGCAAAGGCAGCGAUACGUUGGACAUUGUCCUAUUGUCUAUGAAGCUGAACAAGAGUCCUAGAAUGUGGCAAAAUCUCCAUUUCUACGAUCGGAUGUUGCCCGGGGCCAUAAAAGAAUUAGUCACCCAGAGAAAAGAUCGUCUAGAGCCUCUUCCUUUUGACCGUCCUCUUGCCAAAAUCUCACAGCCGUCAAAACGCCUGGUGCUCUACUGCCUUCAUGACCAUGAAUCUGGGAAUUAUAUUGUCCUCCGAAGUCCGUCACUAAGGUCGUUUACCAACCUCUGGGAAAUCACGGUGAAUAGCACAUUCGUCUGGAAAGACGUGUUCGGUUUUAUCGAAUGUGCCGAAAGGUCCAGAGAUGCACCCCAUGCCAGAGUAAAAAUCACCGAGAAACAGAUGCAGUCGGGGUAUGUACGUGAAGAAAAACAGAGCGCGUGGCCGGAAGUUCUCCGAGAGGUACACAAGUCUUUCGGAACAGCCUCAAAUGUUUGUUGGACAAUAGAGGCACCCUACUCUUCCCGAAUCCCUUCGAAGAUUACCAUGCCGGAACCCUGUGUUUCCCAAAGUACUGACAGCUUAUCUACGCUUGUCAGUAUAACACCGACCCUCGUUUCAACAGCACCUUCAGGCCCGGUCCUUUCCGUCGCAAAGAAAGGAAGUCGUAGUGAAAAGAAUACUCGUUCAUCAUGGUUCACGUCCUUGGUGUCGAAGUUUAAUGCAUCAGCUGUGUAGCUAUUUUUAACCCGGUUGUACCAUCAUGCAUGUGAUCGUGGCAUUCCGUAUAUGAUAUAUGUAUCCACUGGUAGUUGAUUUCUCC